GCGGGCUUCUCGUUCCUCUCCGAUGUGUCCGACAGCAAUCACUACGAUUACGGCCUCAAGCAUCGAUUGCAAACGUGUUUUCGGGUGGGAAAAGAACAAGCGGGUCAGAGUGUCAUCGCCGUUAUCACCAGGGCUGGCGUACGCGCAGUGCAUCUACUCCGGAAAGAACGCUCCGGAGCAGAGGAUCAUGAUUACGUCGAUGCGACGGAUAAAGCCACAUCCAAUAGUACAAACUAUCCGACCUUCUUCUAUGCGUUGCGUUGUGGUCCUGUUUUCUCACUUUCGAACAGUUUCCCAGUGAAAGACGGCUCCGGGAGCACGAGAAGUGCAGAUAAGAGCUCUCUAUUGUCGUGUGCGCACAUACCAAAUCGCGGCAUUUUCGUCUUGUGCAGUCCCUCUUUUCGCCUCGGUGCGGAGCUAUUGCAGAUUCCCUUCACUGAAAAGCAGAUUCUCGACAGCUUGCGAAUUGUAGACGGCAACGCAGAGGGUUCAAAUAGACUAAUUCCGGUUUCGUUCAGCACUAGUACUGCAGCGUCAUCUUCUUCAGGCUCUGGUGCUUUGUCAGCUGCACCUCCAGAAAUUUCAACUAGGUGGCGAAUCAUCUCACGGGGUCUGCGAACAUGCAAAAACACACCUCUUGUUCCCAUAGUUGCCAAGCGCAACCCGCAAAAUGACAAGCCAGAUUGGCGCGAUCGCCUGAUGCUCCCUGGCGGCUCCGGGUUUCACCCAGACAGCAGCGACGUUGGGGAAGAGCUCAUCGAGGCGCAGGUCGUGAGGUUGGGUAGAGCCUCUAAGAAUAGAAGGAGAUGAAAAAUAUAUUCGAUUUCAAACGAAUACUGACAGACUGAAACCAUUCAUUUUCAGUGCGAAGACACAGGAAAUAUAGUUUCUUGCAGAUAAGAUAGAUUCUCAUUCCUCGUUGUUCUUACUAUAUUAUUUAGUAUUUCCUAUUUUCUUGAUCAUCUUGUUCAUCGUUCUUUCUUAAUCUUAUACCAAACUGCUUAGAGGAAAAUUCUUAUGCAGGUUAUUUCACAACUCGUUCUUUUUUUGCUGAUGCUGUUGAUCUUUCCAAAAGAAUGAAUUGACAUCGAUCUUCUGGUGCUAUUCCUGUUCUUAUGUAUUCAUUGUAAAAGUUUCGUCAACAAGAAGUUCCUCUGCAU
This is a messenger RNA of Amoebophrya sp. A25, 1160 nucleotides long. NCBI's taxonomy places the organism in Eukaryota, Dinophyceae, Syndiniales, Amoebophryaceae. The record is from the annotation of a GenBank genome assembly.